AUGGCUCAGUGGCACCCAGAUUUGCAUUUUGAAGGCUCCCCAGUCCUCAGAAACGCAGUGGUCCCGGAAAGAAAUUUCCAGGAUAUCAUGACCACCUACCCUCUCGUCAGUGAGCUCGAUGCCUUCCUGGAGCUCGAGGCCAACGCCGACGCAAACAUGGCCUCCGUAAGGGCCUCCGAAAUGCCCGCCACAAACCCUCCUCCUCCUCCUCCCAGCCAGCAGGAGCAGCUUCGGGAACCAUUCCGACGUUUGCUUCCUGUAUACCAUCAUUACGUCGCCCCGAUCCUAGAGUUCGAGGGCGCCUACUUCACCCAUGCGAUGAUGAAUGGUCUCAACAUACCCUGUGUCCCUCUUGAUUUCAUCACUGGAGACGUCCUCUCAAGCUACGUCAAGUAUUUCCAGCCCAUGAGCAAGGAACUCCUCAACGAUCGUAUCCUCGACAGCAAAACAGACGACCAUGUCAGAGAGUAUAAGGAGCGCGUCGGUAUCCACGCCAACUCCGUGCAUGAAAACAACUACGCCCAGGCCAUGUCCAUUUGGGAGAACGGCGUCGCUCAAUUCCUCUCGCCUGGGCCUAGCGAGAAUCACAACCAUCUCCCGGACCUCCAGCCCAACUUGACUCGAUGGAGAGUGGUCAACAACGGCUACACACAACUCCACCGUCGCGAGGGUAACGGUACGAACUGGAGCGCCGAGGGUAUCUUCAACUACUACACCAACGACGGCGCCGGGCCAGACGAAACAAGGCCACACGUCGUAGCCUUCGUAGCAGACCAGGCCCCCUUGAAGGACGGCCUUCCUUCUACAAGUGCUGUGCAGACAGCCUUCUGGCUCGCCGGAACUGCGGCAGCACAAGACUUUAGGCACAAUCACAACGUCUUCCCUGUUACGGUUGUUUGCUGCUCUGGACACAAAGUCCGUGUCCUGCAGGUGGUAAUCGAUUUCCUCCGUCGCGCAAUCGAGAUACGACUGUCCCAGAUUAUCGACCUCCGCGAUCCCCCCUUUGGAGACUGGACAGCCUUCCUGCACUUCCUUUGCUGGUUUCAUCCCGAUCCUAUCGGUGAAACCGCCGCUUUUUAA
Molecule: messenger RNA, 1080 nt
Organism: Clonostachys solani
Lineage: Eukaryota; Fungi; Ascomycota; Sordariomycetes; Hypocreales; Bionectriaceae
Source: the annotation of a GenBank genome assembly